Molecule: messenger RNA, 585 nt
Organism: Cokeromyces recurvatus
Lineage: Eukaryota; Fungi; Mucoromycota; Mucoromycetes; Mucorales; Mucoraceae
Product: COP9 signalosome
Exons: 5
Coding region: 1-585 (194 amino acids)
Biological process (GO): protein deneddylation; COP9 signalosome assembly
Cellular component (GO): COP9 signalosome
Source: RefSeq, a predicted model, not a curated record
AUGGACACCAUUUUAAAAUUAACUCUAGAAAAGAACUUUAUUGAACUUGUCAACACAUGUGAGCAACUAGAGAUUCAGAGUGCAGCCGAUACUUCCUUGGAUCUUUCAUACAUUUACCCCAUUUAUCUAGCAAGUUAUAUAUUAAUUCACGAUCUUCAAUCAGCACGGUAUCUUCAUAAAAGAAUCUUGAUCAACAAUGCAUCAUCUCCUGAAAUAGAUGCCAUUUGGCGUGUUAUUGUUGAUGUAAUAAAAAAGAAUUACCAACAAUUAUACAAGGAUCUUGAUGAUUAUUCGUGGUCAGAAAUAAUGCAACUUCUAAUUGAGCAUAUUAAACAAGAUGUAAGAGAAGAAUCAUUUCAGUUGAUUUCAAAUAUUUAUACAUCCAUUGAAUUAUCGCAAGCGUCAACUUAUUUUGGUCUCUCAGACAAAGAAGUCUUAAAUGAAUUAACAGCAAGAGGAUGGAGUUAUAAUGAAUCAACUCAAAUAUUAUAUCCUAUCAAACCAUCUUCAGUCUCUAAAAAAAUAAUCAAUACAGAUAAUUUCGAAAAGAUAGCAGAUAUCAUAUUAAAUCUUGAAAAGUUUUAA